GAUCGCAGCCAUGACUGGACCAAUACUGCAAGACUGACGUGGCUACUACUCAGCUAAGGAGACACGUAGGAUACCCUCGCAACUUCCUUCCGAGUUCUGCAAUUGCCAUCAUGACGCUUGCUGGCUGUGUUCGAGACCCUUGUUCGUCGAAUCGUCUGCCCAUUGCCAUUCAGAGACCGACAGCAGCACGAUCAUGGCCCCCACUUGCCGCGUCUGGGCUGGCUUUCAUUCUGCUACUCAUUUGUAUACUGAUAUGUCCCACCCUGGCAAUGGCACGCUUGGAAGUCCGGCCUGACUCGGACUCGGACUCACCGUAUGGCACUGUCAUCGGAAUCGACAUUGGGACUACAUACAGCCGGUCAGCUGUUUACUCCCGCGAAGGUACAAUCGAGAUCAUUCCCAACGCGGCUCGUCGUGCAGCGACACCCUCUUUGAUACACGUCGUCGAUGGACUGCCACGGGUCUAUGGAUCAUCGCCUGAUGAUGUCGAAGUUCUCCCCGGACUUGUCAUCUCCGACUUUGCGUUUCUUCUCGGACGAACGUACGAUGACCCGGAAGUGCAGAGUUACCUCCAGCGCUGGCCGUUCACCGUGCUGGAGCGUGAUGGGAAGCCCAUUGUUCAGGUUGAGGCGAAUGGUACAAAGAACGAGUUUACCCCAGAAGCCCUUACGGGCACGAUGCUAGCAUACCUCAAGGCGAGCGCAGAGGCGGAUCUCGGAUGGGGCAUAACCCACGUCAUAUUGACCGUCCCCUCUUAUUACAACGAUGCCCAGCGUCAGGCCGUCAAGGAUGCCGCCACCCUUGCGAAUCUGACUACACUCCGAGUGGUGAAUGAGCCCGAGGCCGCUGCCAUCGCCUACGGUCUAAGCGAGAAAUCCGGGGAAUCGACAGCGUUGGUCGUCGAUCUCGGCGGAGGCGCGCUGGACGUUACGCUGCUCGGCGUGGAUGAUGGUGUUUUCGAGAUACUCGCGGCGUCGAGCAAUCCUGACGUCGGGGGUCGGGAGUUUGACGAGCGGCUCGUUGAGUAUGCGGUGAAGAAGUACUCGGCGCUGCUGGGGGACGACUUGACAAAAGAUACGGUGCGAAUGCAACGCUUGCGGUGGACGGCCCAACGGGCGAAGGAGGCGCUUUCAAACGCCGAAUCUACCUCCAUCCGCGUAGACAUACCAGGGCAAGAGGUUGCGAUUAACAUCGCACUGUCUAGGCGCGAUUUUGUUGAGCUCACCAAGGACCUUUUCCGCCGAACGACGGAGGAGGUCGACAAGGUGAUCCAAGAAGCGGGCCUGACGAAGCAGGAUAUCGACCACAUCCUCUUGGUCGGAGGGUCCGCGCGUAUCCCUUACAUGCAUCAACUCCUCACCUCACACCUUGACAAAGCAUCUUUGUCGGUGCCUCAUCUCGAGCCCGACGAAGUGGUUGUCUCUGGGGCUGCAAUACAGGCUGCCAUCAUUUCUGGAACUCGCGACAUGGGUGCCAGCUGCAUAUUAGCAAAUGACAUCUUACCUCUCACUAUCGGCGUCGAAGCGGACGACGGGCGGAUGGCGCCGGUUCUAAUACGAAACAGCGUCCUACCCGCAAGGAAACACAGGACGUUCUCAACGAUGACGGACGAACAGACUACCGUGACGGUCAAGAUCUACGAAGGUGGACACGAGCGCGCGGGGGACAACCGCUUGCUUGAGACGUUCCAGCUGACGGGCAUCGAUCCUGCGCCUGCUGGUGUUCCUAACAUUCUGGUCGUCUUCGAAGUCGAUGCGGACGGGCUGUUGCAUGUCUCAGCAACAGACACGAAGAGCAGCUCGUCGUCCGUGACCAUCACGAAUGAGAAGGACAGGCUGUCAUUCGAGGAGCUCGAGCAGAUGAUUCAAGAAGCGGAGCGAUCUGAGGCGGAGGCACCUUUUAUACCAUAUCCGGCUCCACCAACACCGACAGCCGAGAACGACUCAGUGCCGUGCAAUGAUUGCCUGGCAACAAAGGUCGUGGACCAACCUGUACAGCUAGGCCUUGGUGGCCGCUACAUCAUGUUCAUGAUGAACUUGGCCGAGAGCAUGGAUUAUGUGUGGUACAUGGUCCGCGGUUUCUUCGUGCAUCCCGCCCAAGUAGAAGACGUAGAGACAAGAGAUGAACCAUUAGGUACUGUGAUUCGCGAGCUCUAACGAAAUGAUAUGUAGCAUUCGUGCUAACACUAGUCCUCCUUGCUGCCAUCGCGAGGUCAGGAUAGCAUCGAACCAAAUGCUCGCACUUACUCUAUCUAGUAUCGACAGUACUUGGGACCUUCAUAGGCCCACAGCUUGGUGACCGCGCGCGCCCGGAUAUUCACUCGUUUAUGAAAGCAUUGCUACAAUACUAUGCAACGCGACCCACGAGCACCUGCUCGCAUAUGGCGCACUGCUCCUUCAGCUUGAGCUCGGGGCCCUUGCGUGACUGCGUCCGCAAUGCCUAGCGACGUUGUUUCAUGCUAAGUAGAUCAGUGACACCGCUACUUUGGAUCUUAUGUGUGGCAUACCAGCGAAUGACACGUAGCUCCGGCGUGGCGUGACAGCGCACCAGAUUUCGAUUUCACGACGGGGAGUUUCGUGCGACACUCAAGUCUCAGUCAGGUUUCUGCGUCGGAUCUGACCAAGAGCUGACUCUA
This is a messenger RNA of Rhodofomes roseus, 2635 nucleotides long. RefSeq names its product Hsp70 protein-domain-containing protein. Gene Ontology annotation, cellular component: cytoplasm. Gene Ontology annotation, molecular function: ATP hydrolysis activity; misfolded protein binding; ATP-dependent protein folding chaperone. Gene Ontology annotation, biological process: protein refolding; cellular response to unfolded protein. The record is from RefSeq and is a predicted model, not a curated record. The transcript has 13 exons. Lineage: Eukaryota; Fungi; Basidiomycota; Agaricomycetes; Polyporales; Fomitopsidaceae. Bases 111 to 2156 code for a protein of 681 amino acids.